Ectocarpus sp. CCAP 1310/34 is the source of this 1404-nucleotide messenger RNA. The record is from the annotation of a GenBank genome assembly. NCBI's taxonomy places the organism in Eukaryota, Phaeophyceae, Ectocarpales, Ectocarpaceae.
AUGAUCUCACUCGAAGACCCAGCGGCGCUCUGCGGAGCUUUGGCGGCAAUCGGGGUGCCGCUGCUCGUCUGGGCCUGGAACAAGCAUGUCCGCUACUGGUACUAUGCGGCAUGGCCCAUCGCCUACCCUGGCGACGUCGUGCCCAAUCGCCUGGAGAGGAGGGGCCGUUGGGAGAACAAGACCAGUGCGCUCCCCACAGGAUGGAAGUUCGCCUGCGCCCGAGAAUCCCACCAGCGAACCGAGGACAGGUGGGUCGAAACCGGGCUCAAGCUCACGGGAGAAGUCGCCGGAAGGCAGUCGUGGCACUGGUGUGGGACAGACGCCGGAGAUGACGCGUUGCUUGGUGCAGCAGAUGAAGCGCCGACCUUCAACCCAUCGGUCAAUCCCAACUCUGGCGAUAAGAUUUUUCGGGCUCAGCAGCUGCGGAAGUGGAAAGGGCCGCGGCCGGACGAGACGGGGACGCCAAAGGACGCGUUGGGUGCCGCCAAGAAGGGCUUCGCAUUUCAUCAGAUGCUGCAGUGCGACGAUGGCCACUGGGGAGGUGACUACGCAGGGCCCAUGUUCCUGAUGCCCGGUUUGAUCGUCGCCUUCUACGUCACGGGGACGCCGCUGGGCGAGGAAAGGAGGGCGGGCAUGGAGGCCUACCUGAGAAACCACCAGCAGGCUGACGGGGGCUGGGGCACCCACAUCGAGUGCGCGUCGACCAUGUUCGGUACAGUCCUGUCCUACAUCUCGCUGAGGCUUCUUGGGGUCUCGGUCGAGGAUGGCGCUUGCGCCAGGGGCCUCAAGUUCGUGAGGGAAAACGGCGGCGGGAGCAUGGCCCCUAGCUGGGCCAAGUUUUGGAUGGCCGUGCUGGGGGUGUACGAGUGGGAGGGCAUCAACUCCGUGCCCGCGGAGCUGUGGCUUCUCCCUCGCUGGUUCCCGUUCCACCCGUGGAGGAUGUGGUGUCACUCCAGGAUGGUCUACCUGCCCAUGAGCUACCUGUAUAGCACCAGGUUCACCCACGACGCGAAGUCUGACCCGCUGUGCAUGGCCUUGCGGGAGGAGCUGUACCUCAAGCGCUACGAAGAGGUGGACUGGGAUGCCAACCGGCACCUUUGCUGCCCCAUGGAUGCCUACUCGGAGCUGCACCCAGCCAUGCGCUUGCUGCAGAACUUGCUGGCUUUCUAUGAGCGGUGGCUGUGCGUGGGCCCGUUGAGUUGGCUCCGGAAGCGCGGCGCCGAGUUCGCCAUGGAGUACAUGAGGGCCGAAGACGAGCAAACAAACUCCAUCUGCAUUGGCCCGGUCAACAAGGCGUUCCACGUGCUCAUGUACGUUCCGCGUGCACCAGGGCGCAUGUUUUGCCGAGUUUCAAUCAAUCAAUCAAUCAACCGAUCAAGACGCCCUUUUUCGGCUGCACAUUAG